Lactuca saligna is the source of this 681-nucleotide messenger RNA. The record is from the annotation of a GenBank genome assembly. Lineage: Eukaryota; Viridiplantae; Streptophyta; Magnoliopsida; Asterales; Asteraceae.
AUGCCUGCAGGUCACCUGUCUUCCUUGAUGGCCGCCAUGUCGCACGACCCACUAUUCGCACAACAACUAGUGUUCAAACCAUACUCAUACUACUACCAAGGCAUGUACCCUCCAACAACCACAAAACAACAACAGUCAAGGCACACCGGUGUAGGGGACAUACUCGCACAACAUUGGACCAAUGGAAUCGAGCGCACAGCCAAAUCAACUGGCGCAUGCAUGCUCCACGCAGGUAGUGUAGGUGCUGCAAACACUAGUGUACAGCCAUGGGUACCAUUACGAAUACAGUCAAGGCAAAAGGAGGGAGAGUCCAUCCGAGCAUAUUAUGACCGGUUCACCUUAGCGACUUUAAGCGACCCAGGCCAUGAAGAAUUCUUAGUCACAAGCACCUUCGCCCAAGGGUUACUCACAGGCCCUCUGUCAGGAAAAAUGCAAGGUACAAUACCGAAAUCUAGAGACGAGCUUAAAUACAGGGUCGAGAAAUACUUUCGAUUGAUCAAAGGAGAAGAACACAAACAAGCAAAUUUAAAGGUUGUAUUGAAUGCCUACCACAAACAAGAACGGCCGACUCCUAAUCCUGCCACAACCAUAAAGAGCGCAAUAAUGGAAACCACGACAAAAAGAGCAUACAUUCGAGAAAUUCAUCCCGCAGAUUCCGCCCGUUCAUCAAAUACGACCUGA